Molecule: messenger RNA, 2116 nt
Organism: Capsella rubella
Lineage: Eukaryota; Viridiplantae; Streptophyta; Magnoliopsida; Brassicales; Brassicaceae
Product: jacalin-related lectin 3
Exons: 7
Coding region: 108-1892 (594 amino acids)
Molecular function (GO): carbohydrate binding
Source: RefSeq, a predicted model, not a curated record
AUUCAUACCAAAUGUCUAAGCUAUGUGUUGCAGUAGUCAGCUAUCUCUUCACUCGAACUUCUCACACUUGCUUUACUUCGAGUCUUUAGAGAUCAUCUUAGCUGAGGAUGAGUGUUGAAUGCAAGCCUGCAUCAGUUGGCCCAUGGGGAGGCCAAAGUGGUCAUGCCUGGGAUGAUGGAAUGCACACCACAGUAAGGCAAAUAAUUAUAGCCCAUGGUUCUAGUAUAGACUCUAUACAAGUUGAAUAUGACAAAAACGGUAGCUCAGUUUGGUCUGAAAGACGUGGAGGAAAGGGAGGCAGGAAGUCUGAUAAGGUCAAACUUGAUUACCCACAUGAGUAUCUGAUUUCAGUUAGUGGAACCUACGGUAGCUUUGAUGCCUGGGGAAAUAUAUGUGUCCGAUCACUUACUCUUGAAAGUAACCACAGAAAAUACGGGCCGUUUGGUGUUGAGUCAGGUACAUUCUUCGCAUUGCCAAAGUCAGGGACGAAGAUUAUUGGGUUCCACGGGAAGGCUGGUUGGUAUACGGAUGCCAUUGGUGUUCACAUUCAACCAAUUCCUAAAGAGAAUCAUCCUUCGUCGAAAAUCGUUUUGCACUCGCAUCAAAAUUUUCCUAAUGGUGACAAGAAGCAUGAGUACUCAGUGAUACAAGGAAGUGUAGGGCAAAACUUUGAUAUAGUUGUUGCCCUCAGGCAGAAAGAUCCAAAUUUGCCUUCUUUCGAAUCUCGUGAUCAUGCAGGUGCUGAGAUCCCCAAACAAAAGUUGGUGACAGAUACUGAGAAGUCGCAGUCAAAAGUUGAAGGUGGUGCGAAAACAUAUGGACCAUGGGGUGGGACAGGUGGUAUCAUGUUUGACGAUGGUAUUUAUACCGGUAUAAGACAAAUCAAUUUGUCACGCAGUGUCGGGGUUGUGUCGAUGAAGGUCUGUUAUGAUUUUAGAGGACAGGCUGUGUGGGGAAGCAAGCAUGGUGGCACGGGAGGAUUCAGACAUGAUAAGAUUGUAUUUGAUUACCCAUCAGAGGUUUUAACACAUGUAACGGGAACGUAUGGACCGUUGAUAUAUAUGGGACCUAAUGUGAUAAAGUCACUGACUUUCCGCACUAACAAAGGGAAGCAUGGACCUUUUGGAGAAGAACAAGGACCUUCUUUUACACAUAAAAUGGACGAGGGUAGAGUUGUUGGAUUCCUUGGAAGAGAGGGUUUGUUUCUUGAUUCCAUUGGUGUUCAUGUUAUGGAAUGCAAAAUAAGUUCCCUUAAGCCAUCAUCUCCUCAGAGUGCAAUUAUUCCUUAUAAUAACUCUGGCACUGUGGAAAUCGAAAAUUCCCCGUGGGCUAAUAAGCUAGUCCUUGCAGCAAACGGCCAAGGCGAAGAGGUUGAGCGUGGAGUCGUCAAAGAACCAACACCAAGCGGGCCUGGACCAUGGGGAGGCCAAGGAGGUCAAUCGUGGGACGAUGGAGUAUUUUCAGGGAUCAAGCAGAUAUUUGUGACGAGAGGAAAUGAUUCUAUCUCUUCAAUACAAGUAGAGUACGAUAGAAAUGGACAAUCUGUUUGGUCCACUAAACAUGGUGGUAACAAUGGAGUCGCCACACACAGGAUUAAACUUGAGUAUCCAAACGAAACCCUCACCUGCAUUUCAGGGUUUUAUGGACCACUGAACAAUUCAGACAGAUCAAAUGUCGUCAAGUCACUGAGUUUCUUCACGAGCCGUGGGAAGUACGGUCCAUACGGUGAAGAAAACGGGACGUUUUUCUCUUCGACUACAACACAAGGAAAAGUGCUGGGGUUCCAUGGAAGGAGUAGCUGUAACUUGGACGCCAUCGGAGUUCAUAUGCAGCAUUGGCUUGGCAACAAUAAGCCGUACUAUAGCAGGGCUAGCUGUUUCAAGCUCUUCUGAUAGUCUGAUAAUCUUCACUGCGCAAAACAAGAACUCAUCUCACCUCGUAUGGUUCAAUUCAACAGACGCUUACACUUUAUCUAUCAAGAGUUAUAAAUAUGGUCCAUUUGACGCACUGAGUUUUCUUUCAAAUUAAUAAUAAUACUUGUUUCUAUAAACAGAAUAACUACAAAAAAUUUAUGGAAACAGAAGAGUGUGUAUUGUAAAAUGAAGUAACAUUGGCA